This is a messenger RNA of Andrographis paniculata, 1302 nucleotides long. RefSeq names its product zinc finger CCCH domain-containing protein 39-like. Bases 336 to 1217 code for a protein of 293 amino acids. Gene Ontology annotation, molecular function: metal ion binding; mRNA binding. The transcript has 3 exons. NCBI's taxonomy places the organism in Eukaryota, Viridiplantae, Streptophyta, Magnoliopsida, Lamiales, Acanthaceae. The record is from RefSeq and is a predicted model, not a curated record.
UGAGGAUGAAGAUGGGAAAGGGUACUGCGGGUUUUUAUAAUCGACGGUGGAGAUUUGAGGAUCUGCCACGUGUCCAGCUGCCCGACGCGUGUAGGGUACACGUGUCACGUGGUAUGGGAGAAAACGUGAUUUUGGCUUUUUCUUAAGUUUGGCCAUGGAGGGGUAAUUUCGUCAUUUCACAUUGAUACGGUCUCUUCGUCUUCAAUUUUUAGUUCGAAUAUUUGCACACAAUUAUUAGGAUUAUUAGGGUUUUAUCGUUCGUAGAAUACAUAUCAGUUCUGAUUUUUAUGGGGAAUCUUCGCUCAAUCGGCGUAUAAUCUUCGUGUAAUCGGCGUAUGGACGGUAGAGAGGAUUCUCAGUUUUUUCGGAAUCAUUCGAACUCGAGAUUCGGUAAGCGACAGUUUUGUUUUGGUCACUCUGAUUUUGAUUCCGUGAAUCCGAGAAUGCUUCAUCAUCACCAUUCGAAACCUUCGAUUCCUUAUAAGUCGGAAUUGUGUCUGCGGUUCCUAAGAGGGAAGUGUUUCCAUGGUGAGAGUUGUCGUUUUGCACACAGCACGGCUGAAAUUCGGAAGCCAGAGUUGAAUCCUGUUGAUGUGAAAAUGAAAGAGUGCUACUGGUUUUCGAGUGGAUUAGAUUGCCCCUACGGUCAAACCUGCCAAUUUCUUCAUAAAUGUGAUCGUAGAAUUACUGGGGGAAAUCAUAGGAAUGAGAAGGAUCAGGUUGAAUGCUCAGGUAGCUUGAGCGGCGGUGGAAAUGCUGAUAAGACAGUUUCGGGGAAGACGAAGGUCUGCAGCAAGUGGGAGAGGUUUGGUAGCUGUGUUUAUGGCGGGAAAUGCAUUUUUCUCCAUGGGAAAGCAGGACAUAAGGAUUUGGGAUGCUCCUCUGCAUCGAAGAAGCUGCUCCGUUUGAAACCGAAAAAGAUUUUUUUGAAUUGGGACACGGAGAAGAUCUCCGAAGUCUACGCCGAUUGGGUAUGGAAUCGACAUGCAAAUGAUCCUCGGCGCUCCUCCGAUUCGCCAAGUAGGGGCACCAGCAAAACGCCCUUUCGCAAAGCAGUAGGGGCACCGGAAACGUCUUUUUUAGGUUACUUCGGAAGGUCCUGGAUUCAGAGUCCCGGUAAAUCUCCGCCGUCUAUUAUAUACGUCCAAAAUCCUCCAUCCGUAAGGUCCAGACAGUCGACCGAAAGAACCAAUGCUUUCCACAAAAUAAAUAAUUAAAUAAAUAAAAAGGUAACAGAACCAUUUUUGUUGCCAUUCCAUUCGAUUCCUUUCCAAAAUAAAUAAUCAUCUUAAUUUAAGUUUC